GGUAGCUAAGCCAGAAGUCAUGAAUAUACGUCAGUUGCCCUUAUCCGAUUCAAAUAACAGUUAACGCGCGUAAAUAAACCGCACAUAAUGUCGGAGCGAAUAUUAGAUUCAGAAAGCUACAAUACACAAAAUACCCCGGCAAAAGAGAUACAUGAUGAUGGCAUUGAUUUAGACGAUUUGCUGCCAAAAAUAGGAGAAUUCGGGAUUUAUCAAAAGUGUUUACUGUGGUUCGUAUGCCUACCAGCAUGCCUUCCGUGUGGUUUUUGUGCCUUCAAUCAGCUUUUUAUGACAGACACUCCAGACCAUUGGUGUCUUGUGCCAGAACUGAAAAAUUUCUCACUAGAAGAGAGAAAAUUGAUGGCUAUCCCAAAAAAGGCAAACGAGAACAACACAUUUGAAAAUUGCUUUAGGUACGCCGUCAAUUGGUCACAUAUUUUACAAACAAACGGUACAAUACUAAUAAAUGAGAGUUGGCCUGUAGAGCCAUGUUUAAAUGGCUAUGAAUAUGAUACUUCGGAAGUAAUUUCUUCAGUGGUCAUUGACUUUGAUUUAGUUUGUGAAUAUGAUGUUUACCCAACCUUAGGUUUAGUUGCUUUAAAUGUCGGAGGACCUAUUGGUGUUUAUUCGUUUGGGAUUUUAAACGAUCGAAUCGGUCGAAAGAAGACUUUUUUUGCAUGUCUAUCCACUUUAUUACUGGGUAGUUUAAUGACCGCUUAUGCACAUGAAUAUUGGUUUUGGGUCUUGGCAAGAGUGAUAGUGGGAUUGACGAUUCCUGCUGUAUAUCAAAUACCAUUUAUAAUAUCUUUAGAAUUAGCUGGACCAAACUACAGGUCAUUUGUAACUGUAAUGACUUGUAUAUUUUACACUCUGGGUCUUAUAUUACUCUCUGGGGUGACAUACGUAUUGCGUGAUUGGAGGUCCCUCGCUCUAGCAACAUCUGUACCCUUCUUCUUUUACUACUUGUAUUGGUUCGUUUUACCCGAAUCCCCAAGAUGGUUAUUAAUGAGAGAAAGGCUCGAAGAAGCUAACAAUAUACUAAAAACGAUUGCGAGAGUGAAUGGUAAACAAUUACCAGAAGAGUAUACGGCAAAAUUACAAAAACAAGUUUUGGAGCAAAAAGAAAAUGGAAUAAAAGAAACAAAAUCAGCCAGUGCUUUUGCCUUAUGUAAAACUCCGAAUAUGAGACUAAAGACAUUUCUAAUAACACUGAACUGGUGUGCUUCCGAGAUGGUGUACGUCGGUCUCAGUUAUUAUGGGCCAGCAAUAGGAAGCAAUCAGUACAUGAGUUUCUUCUUAUCAUCUGCGGUGGAAAUCCCCAGUUAUAUCGUGUGUUGGAUACUUAUGGAUAAAGUAGGCCGUCGCUGGCCUUUGUGUUUAUCAAUGGUCAUCAGCGGCAUCUUUUGCAUAGUCACAGUACUUUUGCCCAAUGAUGCGGAAAACGAGACCCUAAUUCUGUAUUUAAUAUCGAAAUGUUUUAUAUCAGCUUCAUUUUUAAUUAUAUAUCCAUAUGCUGGCGAACUCUAUCCAACAGAAUUAAGAGGUGUGGGGAUUGGAACGUCAGCGUAUAUUGGAGGGCUGGGUUUGAUAAUAAUACCUUUUAUUAACUAUUUAGGUACGAGUAAUUUAGUGCUGCCAUUGGUGUUAAUGGGCGGUGUGGCCGUUAUUGGAGGAUUAACUGCACUCCGCUUGCCAGAGACCCUUCAUACCUCUUUACCACAAACUGCUGAGGAAGGCGAAGAAUUUGGCAAAGAUUGGACAUAUAAAGACUGCUGGAGUUGUGGAGGGCCCAGAAGAAUUGCAUCCGAGGGUGAUUCAUAUGAAAACUUAGACCAACUGGAGUUGACUCAAGCUCCAAUUUUAGAAGAUGAAGUAACAGACUUGCGACCGAUUCGACGUAAUUCUAUGAAGAAAUUAGUACGACAAGCGAGCAUUCUGGAGACACAGCGAGAUGUGGACGGCAAUUUAAAGAUGACUUAUUGGUUUUAGUGUCCCACGAAUUAUAGCGGCCGUAACAAGUGCCAUGUGUGUCAUUUUGUACAUGAUUAUCACGUUUUAAUUUGUAUGAACUGUUUUUAAUUAAAUGUUUUACCUAAACAUUAAUUGCUUCAAAAUAUUUAAAAGAAAAAUACGUUUUCUUCAUUUUUUAUACCGAAAAUCAUGCGAAUUGCGAUAGUAUAAUUAGGAGAUAUGAACUAUAUUAAUUUAGUGCAGUCAAUAUAAAUUUAUAUAUACCGUUCUACCUAAGAAUUA
Zerene cesonia (dogface butterfly) is the source of this 2250-nucleotide messenger RNA. Its product is annotated as carcinine transporter. The record is from RefSeq and is a predicted model, not a curated record. Gene Ontology annotation, biological process: transmembrane transport. Gene Ontology annotation, molecular function: transmembrane transporter activity. The transcript is spliced from 8 exons. The coding region runs from base 88 to 1986 and encodes 632 amino acids. Gene Ontology annotation, cellular component: membrane. Lineage: Eukaryota; Metazoa; Arthropoda; Insecta; Lepidoptera; Pieridae.